ACAUAGAGAGCAGAGGGAAAGAAAAAGAAAAAUUUAACCAUGCCAUUUAAACAAUUCCUAAUGUACUCACAAGGAAUAAUGUAAUUACCAUUCUGCUACAUAGCCGAGAUAAAUGAGAUAAUCAAAAGAGAAAAGCUCUUUAUUGUAUUUAGGAUGUAUUUUAAGGCCAUGCAGACUCGGAGUUUUAGUAAUGCGGCUGUGCCAAACACAAUGCCAAAGUAUGAUGUUAAUGCCUUCCAGGCCCCCCUCUAAAUUUGAGGAAGAGUUUGGAUUAAAUAGUCAGAAGUUUAUCUGCUUAUUUAAAAUUCCGGCCUUUUUCUUAGAAAAAUUGCCCCACAAGCUGACAUAUAAACGAAUUGCCCCUAAGGGCUCAUGCUUGAAUGGCAGUGUCACCACAGAUUAUUAUAAUUGUUUCUAAACUCUAUUCUAU
Messenger RNA from Nematocida parisii ERTm1, 430 nucleotides. RefSeq lists its product as uncharacterized. The record is from RefSeq and is a predicted model, not a curated record. Bases 191 to 418 code for a protein of 75 amino acids. The transcript has a single exon. NCBI's taxonomy places the organism in Eukaryota, Fungi, Microsporidia.